This is a messenger RNA of Mercurialis annua (annual mercury), 2279 nucleotides long. Its product is annotated as ultraviolet-B receptor UVR8. NCBI's taxonomy places the organism in Eukaryota, Viridiplantae, Streptophyta, Magnoliopsida, Malpighiales, Euphorbiaceae. The record is from RefSeq and is a predicted model, not a curated record. Bases 568 to 2013 code for a protein of 481 amino acids. The transcript is spliced from 7 exons.
ACACACACAUUUUCUUUCUCCUCCCCUUCAAUUUCACAAGUCUAGAGAGAGAAACAAAGCAUUUUACAGCUAAUUAUGUUGCCAUAAAAUUAUAAAAAAGUUUUAAAAAGCCCCAACUUUUGUAUCCCAAAUUCAUUUAAUUCAACACUUUUUUCAAAUUAGCUCAAAUUUGCUGCAUUUGGGCUGUUUGCUUUUUGUAUGGUGGUACAAGCUCAGGUGCUGUGUUUUGACAAACAAAAAAAUUUAAGAUAAAUCUCGUGGGAUUAGUGUGUGUGUGAGCUGUUUCUUCUGAUGUUUUAUUUUCAAUCAUUGAAUCAAAAACCCCUGAAUUUAUUUUCAUCGAGGCCGCCUUUUUUGUACUCUAUUCCAUCAAUUUUCCUUCCUUCUGAUGUUGUUUUCUUUUUAUGUUGUAAUUGUCUCAGAUUUCGCCUAAAAAUUUGAUCUUUGCUGUCUAAUUUCCAUUCUGUUGAGCUCAUUUUUUUUCUUGGUAGGCUUUGAAUUUGUAAUUUGAGGGUUAACAAAGUGGGUUUUUGCUGUUGAGGUGAAAAGUUGAGGGAUUUUAUUAAAAUGGCUGAUAGGUUUAGGUUGGUGCCCUUUGAUGAAUUGCCGUCCCAUUUGAUUUUAGAAAUAUUGAUGACAGGGCGGCUUAGUGCCAUUGAUCUUGUCUGUUUAGAGUUAACUUCUAAGACUUUUGGAGGGAGCCAUGGACUUUACCCUCACAAAUUCAAGUCAUUGGUUGAUUUUGCGGCGUUUCAACUCUGUGUUUCGAAUGCUGUUUACAAUGGGAUGCCAAGGAAUGCUCAAAAAGAAUUGUUUGAUCGUUGUGGUGAAAAUUGGAAACGGGUUUUGAGGUUCGUACAGGGUGUGGAGGAAUCAUCUGGGAUGGUUGAAACUUCAUCAGGCAAUCAGAUGCAGAUAACUACUGGGAGGUAUCAUACAUUGCUGAUAAGCAAUUCGUCUGUGUAUUCUUGUGGUUCCAGUUUGUGUGGUGUUCUAGGACAUGGUUCUGAGACAACACAAUGUGUAUCAUUCAACAGAAUUACUUUCCCAUCCUUGGCUCGUGUCGUUCAAGUUUCAGCUUCCCAAAAUCAUGCUGCUUUUGUUUUGGAGUCCGGAGAGGUUUUCACAUGCGGAGAUAAUUCGUCUUUUUGCUGUGGUCAUCGAGAUACAACACGACCCAUAUUCAGGCCUAGGUUUGUUGAGGCAUUAAAGGGAGUUCCUUGCAAGCAGGUUGCUGCAGGGCUUAACUUUACUGUAUUCCUCACGAGACAAGGCCAAGUCUAUAGCUGUGGAACCAACACACAUGGGCAACUUGGUCAUGGUGACACAGUAGAUCAACCAACACCUAAACUUAUUGAAGCAUUAAACUGGGUUGGUUCUGUUGUCCAAAUAGCAGCUGGUCCUGGUUACGUCCUAGCUGUAACUAACAACGGGGCAGUUUACUCAUUUGGUUCCGGUUUUAAUUUCUGUCUUGGCCACGGAGAGCAGCAUAAUGAGUUUCAACCUCGUGCAAUUCAGACUUUUAAAAGGAAGGACAUUCACGUAGUCCGUGUGUCAGCUGGGGAUGAACAUGCAGUGGCACUUGAUUCCAGUGGAUUUGUAUACACUUGGGGAAAAGGCUACUGUGGUGCAUUAGGCCAUGGAGAUGAAAUUGAUAAGACCCUUCCUGAACCCCUCAACAGCCUUAAGAGCCACCUUGCUGUGCAGGUUUGUGCAAGAAAAAGGAAAACAUUUGUUCUGGUUGACAGCGGUCGCGUUUACGGCUUUGGCUGGAUGGGAUUUGGUAGCCUUGGCUUUCUAGAUAGAGGAGUUUCAGAUAAAGUGCUGAGACCUCGCGUCCUUGAUAGCUUAAGAAGGCACCGGGUUUCUCAGAUCAGCACAGGCCUAUACCACACUGUUGCAGUGACAAGCCAGGGGAAGAUAUUUGGAUUCGGAGAUAAUGAAAGAGCACAACUCGGGCAUGAUAUGUUGAGAGAAUGCCUUGAACCAAUUGAAAUUUAUGUUCAAGAAUAGGGAGAUUGAUACAGGUACUACUUCUGACAUGCAUUUGUGCUAGUUUCUAUACUUUUGUGCAGCGAACUCGGGUAGGUUUUUCUCGGCAUCAUCUAUAUCUUUAGUAGCGAAUUUGAAAACAUGUAACUAUAAGUACAUUUCAAGUUUAUAUUUAUUUUAUUUAGAAAAUAGAGAUUAUACUAUGUGUAGCCUAUUGUAUUUACUGUUGAUUAUGUUUCGAAAAUACGGGGAUGCUUAUAGCAAGAGUAUUAUUUCUUUUUCUUUCA